AUCGAUGGUUUUCGUCUGUUGCUUCACACACUGAUAAGUUACCCAUGAUUCUCCUGCCGUCUCUCUGCCGCUUAUUCAAAAAUGGAGGAGAGUGAGAGAGAAUCGGAAAGUGAGCGCUGUUCAGCACCUUCUCAAACAUCUGAACAGCAAACCACUACUGAGACCCCCGGCCAAAAGCUAGAGACUGGCGAAGAUGAUGUCGAAACUAAGUUGGAUAUCAGUUCGGAAAAGUUUGACCCCUUACUCGCUCUGUAUUCCCCGAAAGUGCCGUUGCCUUACCCGAACAUCAAGUGCUUUAAUAACAUAGCCGAAUAUGAGAGCUUUAUGAAAGGCGGUCGAGGCCGAGCGAAACCAGAAAAUGUGGAGAAAAGACUCCGAAAAGCACAGAAAGGUAAAGCAGACCCAGAGAGGAUAGAGAGGCUGAAGAAACUCAUGGUGCACAACCCGGUUGAGGAGGAGGGAGAGGGAAGCGGAGUCAAGCGACCACCUCGACAGCGAAAAGCGGCCAAAAAUGUGCUUACCAGAAUGCCACUGCAUACAGGCAGUCCAUUAGGAGAGCUCAAUAGGUGCGUCCAGGAGAAAAUCAGAGUUAAAGUUCACAUCCGGACCUUUAAAGGGCUCCGGGGAGUGUGUUCUGGCUUUGUGGUGGCAUUUGAUAAAUUCUGGAACCUGGCGAUGGUGGAUGUGGAUGAAACGUACAGGGACACUCUUUUGGGACAAGCUCUUUAUCACGAGAAAGCUCUUACUGUCACAAGGCUAUUUGAAAAACUGAAAGUUCAAGAGACUGUGGCCCUCAGUGCGGUUGAGAGGAAAGGAGGAGAUAACCUCUUAAAGCCAGACCCACACAGUAGCCGAGACCAAACCAGGAGUAGAACCGACCCCAAACAUACCCAGGAACUCUCUGAGAAAGACAGGAGUACAUCAAAAGUGACACAACAAUCUGAAAGCAAGCCUAAAGUAAAGUAUGGGAGAGUGCACACGCGUCAUGUCAAUCAGCUUUUUAUACGAGGAGAAAACAUUCUUCUUGUAAACGUACAACAGGACUAGAUACUGUCCUUAUGAAAUAUUAAAGUGUAAAUAUAAUUCUCCAUGAAAGGUUUCAUAAUAUGAGUGUAUCAUAUUGAUAUGUAUAUCAAUAGGUAAAAGGAAUGUGCUAAUGUAAAAAAAAAAAAAAAAAAAAAAUUCUUAAUGUUCCUUGAGAAAAUCCUUAAUUUUGUUUGGUUUAUGAGCUGAUGUCACAUACUGAACACACUAUUUGUUUUUGUUUUGAAUGACCACUAGGGGGAAGUAAGACACUGAUUCAAAUUUAGCCUUAUUUUUGUUACACAUUUUAUAAAUUUAUCAUUGGGGAAAUGGAAAUCUAUUUAACAAAUCAUUACUGAUAUUCAUUUCACUGCUUGGUUAAAAUGAAAGUAAUUGAUCAAUCUCACUAAAACUCUAGGCCCGUCAAUACACUCUUAUUUUAAUGUCAAACUGAAAACUGUUCUAUAUGAUGAUAUUUAUCUCUUUUAGUGUAAAAAAUGCAUUUGGAUUUCUCCAUGGAUUUCAUAAAAUCCGUACAAAUGGGUAAAUUGAGCUUUUUGAGGUUGGAAAUUGCAUGUGGCACUCAAGGCUUUUUGUCUUGACAUGUUUGAAUUUUAUUUCCCCCUUUCUGCAUAUUUUAGGCUUACAUUUCUCACAUCCUGAAAGUAUGAAAACACUUUCUGUUCACUUUAUUUAUAUCUAAGAGUUCCUUGUGAUUUUACUUGGUUACAUGUACAUAUAAAAUGCUUUAUAUCAUGUUAUGCUUUAACACUUGUUCUACAUUUUUUAAAAACAAAUAAUCAAGCCAUGAAAAUCUCAGUAUCUUUAACCAUUCUAUAUUUAUGUGGAAAAGUCCAACAUUUUGUUGCAUAUGCAUAAAAUGAUUAUUGGCACUGGCUAGGGGAACAUGUUUUCGGAUAGAAAAUAAAUAUGAGAAAGUAAUUGUAGGAUACAGAAUCAUUCUACACCGAGCAAAAUGUAUACAUAAACACUGGGAACUGUAGCCAGUUUCCUUGUCAGUUAAUGUGAUGUAUUCAUUUAAUGCCAAUUAAAAAGUUCAGUGGAAAUGGGACAUGUGGCUCUACUGCUUUCAUCCAAUUAAUACAGCAAAAUUAACAUCGGAAGCCAGGUCCUUGGAGGACUCCAAGAACAGACUAUUUUUAAGACAUGAGAUUGAUUAGGGGAUAAAAACAAGUGUAACAAUGAAAAUAGAAAUCAACUCUUUAUUGUCAUUCAUAAAAGAUCAUAAGUACAAUCAAGUCAUUGUAUGAAAUUGAAAACAUUAAACAUUCUCAGUGGAAGAAAUUUUUUGUUUUUUGUUUUUUGUUGCUUGCUGUAGAUUUGCAUAAACAUAUAGUGUUUCCAGUAACACUCCCCAACCAAACAGACCCGACUAUAAAAAAACUAAACCAACCCGUCAGGGGGACAAAAGAAAGAAACGAGAAAGGAAGAAUUUGGUCAUUCUGCUUGUAAAAUGCCUCAGAAUGGAAGAGAGGGGCUCGAUUAGCGUCAGCAGAAACAUGAUAUUGACAAUACAGUGAUGGUCCUCUGGAUACAGCAUCCAACACAGUGCUACCAGGGUUUCCAAACACACAGCCUCACCCUACACUCAGCAUGAGCAGACCUGCAUACAAAUACGAACCCAUAUCGGGUUCAGAUAUCCUUUAGUUACCCACUCUUCCUUAUAAGUUAACCAUGCAAAAACAUAAAAAAGUGUAUGCAUAUAUGUAGACCACUCUAGAUGUAUCAUCUUUAACAGUACCUUUAAUAAAUACUGUACUUUUCAUAUUGUAUAAAGAAUUUAUUUUAGGAAGGCUGACAGGCACCAUGUGUUUAAUGACAAAUUUUCAUAAAGAUGCAAAGUAGAUCAGAUUACACAUUUACUAUUUAAGGCCACAAAGGUUUUGAUUUGGAGUUGUAAUUCUAUCAUCUUGAUUUUAGAGUACUUCAUUUCUCUUCAGAAAAUGGUUAAAAUCAAAUACAAAAUGGCAAAGUGAUCACAAGCU
Molecule: messenger RNA, 3029 nt
Organism: Pimephales promelas (fathead minnow)
Lineage: Eukaryota; Metazoa; Chordata; Actinopteri; Cypriniformes; Leuciscidae
Gene: lsm11
Product: LSM11, U7 small nuclear RNA associated
Biological process (GO): mRNA 3'-end processing by stem-loop binding and cleavage
Cellular component (GO): U7 snRNP
Molecular function (GO): U7 snRNA binding
Source: RefSeq, a predicted model, not a curated record